UUUCUCACUUUAUCCAACAACGUCGCGCAAAAACCCGUCAGCACUGACUGCAUGCACACCGUCUGCUCGAACAAUCAGUGAACACCCAGGUCUGAGUCCUGCAUGUUGACGACCUGCACAUUUCCACCGUAAUGCUGGGCGCAGUGAAAAUGGAAGGACACGAAACUCCUGACUGGAGUAGCUAUUACACUGAUGCACAGGAGGUGUAUUCGCCCAUGACGAACAGCAGCAUGAAUGCUGGAUUGACUUCUAUGAACAGUAUGAACAGUUAUAUGAGUAUGUCCACCACUGGGAAUAUGACUUCCAGUUCUUUUAACAUGUCCUAUGCGAACCCUGCUCUCGGCGCUGGACUAAGCCCAGGAACUAUGGCGGGGAUGCAGUCGAGCGCAAGCAGCGCAAUGAACGGAAUGGGCGGCGGGGUCUCGACCAUGGGCACCGCGCUUAGUCCAACCAAUAUGAAUGCAAUUUCAGCUCAGCACACGUCUAUGAACGCACUAAACCCGUACUCAAGCAUCAGUCCCACUCUGAGCCCUAUGACAUACGGUCAGCCUAACCUUAACAGAGCACGGGACAACAAGACUUUCAGAAGAAGUUAUCCGCACGCUAAGCCUCCUUACUCUUACAUAUCACUUAUUACUAUGGCUAUCCAGCAGUCACCCAGCAAGAUGCUCACGCUUAGUGAGAUCUAUCAGUGGAUAAUGGAUCUUUUUCCAUAUUACCGUCAAAACCAACAAAGGUGGCAAAACUCCAUCAGACAUUCGCUGUCUUUCAAUGACUGCUUUGUCAAAGUGUCUAGGUCACCAGAUAAGCCGGGAAAAGGCUCUUACUGGACCCUGCAUCCUGACUCUGGAAAUAUGUUUGAGAAUGGCUGUUACCUCCGCAGACAGAAGCGUUUCAAAUGUGAUAAAAAGCUUGUCGGAAGUAAAGGGCCUGAUGGAAGGAAGGAGCAGAACGGGUCAGGCUCGCCGUCAAGUGACAGCACAAACACAAAGACCGGGCCCGUGGACUCCAACUCAAAAAACAGCGCAAACCAGUCAAGUCCUCAGAGCUUGGACCACAGAAAUGGCAGUAGCAACACUGAACUGAAGAGCAGUGGCCCACAGAUAGGCCUCCACCCCGUGGCCAACUCAGCCACGGCUCUCUCCUCUCUCUCUUUGCCCCCACACUCUAUGGCCCACGAGUCUCAGCUGCACCUAAAGGGAGACCCCCAUUACUCUUUCAACCACCCGUUUUCCAUCAAUAAUUUAAUGUCCUCCUCGGAGCAACAACACAAACUGGACUUGAAAGCAUAUGAACAAGCGUUGCAAUAUUCAUCUUAUGGCUCAGGUAUGUCUUCCAGCCUGCCUCUCGGCAGUGCUUCUAUGGCCGGAAGAGCGAGCAUGGACCCCUCGGCUUUAGAGGCGUCUUACUACCAAGGUGUGUAUUCAAGGCCAGUUCUUAACACUUCUUAGUUUGGUCUUAUAAUUUACUGCACUCAACAAUUGCGGACAGAUAAACUUUAUUUUAUUUUUGCAUGCACCCUGUGCAUUAAGGACUGUUGCUUUAAAGUAUAAUAAUGUGUAAUGUAAUGUGUAUAAUAAAAUAUUGUAAAGAGUUUCCUUGAAUGAGUGUAUUACCCACCUAUAAAUAAUUGCUAGUGUAUUUAAAACGAGUUUGAGCUUGUAAAAUAAUGUACUCCCCCAAACCAAUAUGUCCUAUGUGUUACAAUGUGUACAAAUGAAGGUCAGUUAUGGUCUUGUGGAAUGUGUGCUGCAGCUAAAAAGCAAAGUUAACUGUCUGUUGCAGAUGUAUUUGGAUGUUGUCAUUUUACUUGUUCUCUUUUGGGUUUUUAUUUACCUCGUUUGAUGAAAACAUUUUAAUCCCAAACUUGUACUGAAAUAAGUUAAUCAAACGUGAAAAUGAAUUGCGAAUAAAACAUGGUAUUUCCUAAUUACGCCAGUUAGUGUUUCGUUGCAUGUUUAUGUUAAGAAGCUCCUGGAUAAUUUGGCAAAAUAUAUUUGGAGCAUUCGGAGACGCUGGGUUUAUUAUCUUGAGGGUUAAGGAAAUU
This is a messenger RNA of Clarias gariepinus (North African catfish), 2047 nucleotides long. It is a transcript of the gene foxa1, whose product is annotated as forkhead box A1. Gene Ontology annotation, biological process: cell differentiation; regulation of transcription by RNA polymerase II; anatomical structure morphogenesis. Gene Ontology annotation, molecular function: protein domain specific binding; DNA-binding transcription factor activity, RNA polymerase II-specific; transcription factor binding. The transcript has 2 exons. Lineage: Eukaryota; Metazoa; Chordata; Actinopteri; Siluriformes; Clariidae. Bases 132 to 1451 code for a protein of 439 amino acids. The record is from RefSeq and is a predicted model, not a curated record.